AUUUGCACGCUCCGCUUUCCUACUCCCAUCUUUUUAGGGUUUCCUUGUAACGCUUCUCUUACUGUCUCUCUAUCACUCUUUCUCUGUCUUCACAUCGCUCUACGUCUUUCUGCUCUCUCAAUCAAUCUUCUCUCUGUUCUUUUCAUGCAUCUAUGUUCAAACAAUUAUUUCUCUCUCUACUACACAGUGAUUCGGUGUUCAGUACCCUCUGUCAUUCUGUGCUGGCAUGGUGCUUGUGCAACUGGGACUGCAUUUUUCGCUGACGAGGCACAUGGAUAAUAUCGCAGGCAGCUCUUUCCUCUCGCUCCCCCUUCCAUCUGUCUCUCUCUCUCUCUGAAGCACCGCGGAGAGCAGGCCUGAACUCCACUCUUGUCUCCACAACGUCUAUCCCCUCUCCUCCUCAGGGCAUAGUGGAUGUCCCCUGACUCCAACUAUUGAUCUGAUUCUGAGCAUCUCAAGGCACAGCAGAACAGUAUCUUAGCCCAGCUGCAUUGAGAGUUCAUGCCAAGAGUUCCAGCUGCAUUGAUAAAUAAAGCUUUACUUACAAGUAGGUACGAGAAGGGUUUUUAGGCUUUUGUUUUAAAGUAUAUACUGCCAGUCUACAUGGAAACGGCGCACACACCCACACAGCUAUACCGCUAGACGAUGAGAGCUAGCCUUAAGCAUGAAGCUGUAACAAAGCCAAAUGAUUCAGCCAGGCACUCUGGUGUAAAUAAUCCUGUGUCUGUUCUGUUGUGAGGCACAUAGACAGCAGCAGUAACAACAGCAGUAACAGCAAGGUCAGUCUGUCCUUCUCCUAGCUCUGCGGUUGUCCUGCUGCUCUGAAAGCGUUACUAAGCCAUGCUAAAAAUGCUUCCUUAAUGAAAUGUGAGGGAGAAACUCCUGUCUGGUCCUGACCAUUUCUAUAUAGACCUUCAUGUGAAGAUAUAGAUAUAUAUGUGACAUAGACCCUGAUGGGUUGUCAUGGUGGGUGGAUUGAUCAAACCAAGCUGAGCCAUGUAGCACCAACCCACUCACUGGCUCAGGAGCCCACUGUAGGUGGGCGGUAGAGAGGAGUGGAGAGGAGAGCAGGAGAGGUGGCCUGCCUGCCUGGGUAAAGUGGCUCUGUUGCUCCUGCGCUAUUGUCUAUGGAGGGGCGCUGAGAGCCGGGCUGCAGCACGACAGCUCCUGUCACACGUGGAGAGAGAGAGGACUGUCACUUCAGACACAUACGCUCACAUAAUGCGUAUUACACACACACACACACACACACACACACACACACACACCAGACCUUUCAUUUCAGUGAAAUUGCAGCUGAUCAGCUUUGAAAUUUCACAGCUCCACUUAAGUUUGUCUGACCCCCCCCCUCCCCCUCGUACUCCAGCAGCAGUGACAUGGCUCUGGGGUGACGGGGGCAGUGACAGUCGUCAGCGUGUCUCACGUCAAGGAGCUGGCUGUGUGUGCAGCGCCUCUCUGCGCCCCUCCCCUGCCACUCGUGUGUGUUCUGAUCUGUAGGCAGCUAGAGGUCUGUGGUACUUUACUGGGAUCUGUUUUCUCUCUCUGUCUUUCCCCUCUGUUCUCUCGCUCUUUCUCUAACAUUGUUUUUUUUGCAUUGCAUGUGUUAACUGGCUAUCAUUCGGUACUAGCUCUCUUACUCUGUCCUAAUCACAACACCUUUUCCCCUCCCCUCCCCAUUUCUCCAAUGUCCCCUACCCCUGUUCCCUCCUCCAAAUCCCUGGCCCUGAAAGAGAGAUGCAGUGGGCAGCCUCAGACACACAUACACUAGCGUUCACACACACAAGAGCAAACUCUAUUUAAAAAAACCACCUGUGCACAAGCUGUUCUGGCCUCAAACUUGAGAGAGAGAAGAUUGAUUUCACACCGUGCCAUUUAACGUGAUGUCCUCCGGCCUUUUACCUUUGGCUACUGAGACACUGCACCAAGCCAGGGUCAGCUACAUCACAGCACCACUGACAACAAUAUUCAGAGUCAAACCUCAGUCAGAUUAGAAGGAAACGUACAUGCCCAGGGAUUUAUGACAGGUCAAAGGUCAUACAUCACCCUCUCAUGGUGCAGUACGACUGCAGUAACACACUGACCCCAGCCCACCCUCAGUAUGUUAUCACGGGUGCUAACAGCCAUUUGGUGUCUCUGUUCUGGGUCCAGGUGCUGACAUCAUCAACAUGAGGUGGGUCUGACAGACUGUGACGGUGUACCGACUGCUUAAAGGCCAUGUUGUUGUUCACAUCCAUGUAUCAACAGAGCUGUAGGUGUCUUUGAAAUGAUCAACCUUGUAUAGGUGUUUUUUCUUUUCACUGCCACCCACGCGCACGACAACAUUGCUCGCCCGCCCACACACAUACACACUCUCGUGCGCGCACACACACAGAGCCUGGAGGAACACACACAGACUACUGUGCUGUUGCUCAGGCACCAGCUGUAUCUUUCCUCUGCUCCAUGCCGUGUGAGUGUUACACUCCCACCGCCUCCCAGCCUGGAAGAUUACCAAGGGAAAGGUCGUCUGCCGUCAGUCACUCGUCCCCUUUCCAACCCUGACCCGGCCUAGGGCUCCAUCUCUAUUUAGCAGCCGCUCCAACACUGCAGGAGGCAGACUGACGAGGUCAGUUAGAUGUUUUUAAGGUCAUUGAUGGUCAUGGAUCCAAUGGUCCUGACCAAGUCUGUCCACCGGUUAAGUCACAACUCCUCAAGGUCAACUGAACAGACCCAAGGUUAGGUAACAACUGCUCUCCAAUAUGGUGGUGCUAAGAGGGCAGGGCAGGGAAGGUGUCUGUUCUAUUUGGCCUGAGUCCCUUGAGGCCCAUGCAGGGACCGUUGUUUCCAUUUAGUCACACCAAUCUGAGCCUCAGCAGGGAGGAAUGUGAGCGUGCAAGGCAGACAGACAGAGCGCCAAGGACAGCGGAGCUGGAAAAAGAGCUUUACAAGGAAGAGGAGAGGAGAGCUGCCCCCCUGCUCUGUCCAACAGACCAGGCUCCACCAGACUCCUGUAAAAACACACAUUCCACAAGGGGACGAGAGCGGGUGACGCCUGACUGCGACCCUCUGUUUUGUACUGUCACAUAGUUACUAGUGUCUCUCUCUCUCUCUCUCUCUCUGAAAUCUCACAGAGAUAAUCAUAUUAAAUAUGACCCAAGUUUUGGUUGAUCUAUUUUCGGACAUUAUUUUCUGGUUAAGUGGAUUAGCGUGUUGUCUGUUCUAUGGGUUAAGGCCUCAGACAGUGAUGGUGCAGUAAUCCCCAUUUUAAAAACCUCCUGUAUAAUGCAAGGGGCUUCUGAACCUCCAGUGUGAGGCUCACACACACACACACACACACACACACACACACACACACACACACACACACACACACAAUUACACCGUCAGCAUCACAAGGUUUGAAGACGCACACACGCCGAGGUUCCUGGUAUGGUGCCCCCUGUAUACCUCUUCCUUCCUUUACCCCUAUCUAUUUGGUUUUACCCUCCCUCCACCUCCCCCCCUCCCAUGCACUGUGUCAAUGACCGCACAAUGCACAUUACCCUCCCUACCAACACUCUCGUGUGGAUUUCUCUUGUUUGGAUAACAUUUUCUUUUUAUUUCUCCUAUAUUAACAGUAAUCGUUAAAGCAGUUAGUUUAUUGACAUGCCUAGUUACCACAUUUCUGUUUUGUGUACAGUGUUUUAUACAUUUUUUUAGGGCAAAAUAAAGACUUUAGCUCUUUUUAAUAAGAAAAAGCUAGAGAACAGAUUGCAGUUGAAAGACUUAGUGACUGGCCGGUUUCUUACAUUGUGUCACGUGUGACUGUUCUUUUGACAGCCCAGUAUUUUAAAGCCAGGUUCGUAUGGAAAUGCCUUCACUCCACUUGCACUGCUGUUGGAACUCGCCGUCGUUGCUUUUCCUCGUCCGUCUGUCUGUUUUCUUCUUCAUUUAGUGCGUUCAUUCAUCUGUUGUUCAGCACACAGCCUGCGCCUCAUCUCCGCCCUCACACUCUGCUCAGUCCAUUCUGAUUGGCUCAUCGAUCAGUCUCAGCCGUUUUGGACUGAAGUUUCUCCCCCUCACCAGCCCCACCUGGUUUUCCUCAUUCUGAUUUACAGACGCAGCUAGAGUUAUUUUGGGGGAGGGUUACAGACUAUUGGCUUACAUUUGAUUCCCUCCCACCAACCUACAUAACCCCUGAAAGGUGCUAUUAGAUGAACUACUACUCUCCUCAGCCUGUGUUUCUGUGUGGGUUGUUGCAGGCAGCUACAGCACCAUCCUACUGCGGUGAAAACUGAAAGCAUCCCCAGUAUCUCUUUGUCAAUGGGAGCAGGGAGGAGCCCACUGCAGCACCAUCUGCAGUGCAGAGAGACGAGGCUGCAGAGGAUCAUGGGAGUUGUAGUCCUCCAGCCCCUCUUUUAUUUAUAACUGCUCUGACUUGAUGUGUCUAGCAACCAGCAUGAACAUGUUUAUAUGGUGACACCAUGCUAGGUGAUGUAUAGCCCCAGUUAUUAGAAGUACACAUGUGAUCCCUCUCACCAGCAUAUGAGGCCCAGUAUGAAUUCCUCUCUUAUCUGUGCUUGGAGCGGAAGAUCUGACCGGCACACAGAUACAGCUCAUAUAUCCCCCAUUCCCAGGCUCUGUUCUACUGGGUCUUCCUGUCUGGAAUUAGACGAGGAGAAAAACACAACCAAACAGAGCUAGGAAGUGGUGCAGUUCAACUUUUCCCUGGGGUAAGGUAGGAAAACAAAUAUUUGUGUAUUUUAUCAGCAAGGCCCUACAACAAAUACUGUAUAUGAGGGAGAUUAUCAGUGGCUUUGGAGGGGAGUUGCCAUUUCAACAGUAUUUUAGGUGUCUCGCUUAAAACAAACCAAUUAGGUAAUGAUAUUUUAGUUAACGAUAAGCAAGCUGGGAGCGUUUACUUAGUUAUACAGAUGGGGGGGGGGGGGCACUAGUUUGGGUAGAAAUACCACAGGGACUUGAUAAAAUUGACAAAAAUCCAUCUCUUGGACAAAAGCAGACGGGCGGAGAUGCAGCAUGUUCUGUGUGUGACAACCAGUACCCCUUCCACAUGCACUAACCCAUACUGCCCCACCCCACCACCACUCUUACAGCUCCAUCCACUUCCACGGCCCUCUGUCUGUCAAGACAAUCUACUAUGACCCUGUCCAACCAUCACCUCUGUGCUUGAGCCCAUCUCAGACUAACACCAUUGGUCCGUUGGCCUUCUGUUGACCCUGCCCUUCUGUAUAUGCAUCAUCAUAUACAGUCCAGUACUAACACCGUCUCUUUUUGUUCAACUCUUCAACAAAAAGCUGCAUGCUGUUUUACUGUUUGGUUUCAAUCCCUCCCACUUGGUUUUCUGUUUGAAAUUUAACAUCUACUCUCUUUGUGAUUAUAAAUAUACUUUUUGGGUUGGUUUGUAUGUUUUUGGUAGAUUUCAGCACCCUGGUGAAUGGUAGUAGAAAAGCUUGGAAUAGUUAUAAUCACAACUGAAACGCAACCUCUUAUUUUUUAUUUUUACAAAUCUCAUUGUUUCUGUUUUCUUUGUGCUUGAUGAUGUACUGUAGUUUGUAGUGGUGCGAAAGUCUUGCAUUUCACUUUUGUUUUACUGCCGUCCCAUAGCGUUAUAACAGUCUCAGUCACGCACCUGAUGUCUUCCUCUCUCCUACACAGUCAUACACACUCUCAACCCUGGGCCUUGUAAUGGUAACCCAAGGCCCUCUUAGCUCUCUCUCUCUCUCUCUCUCUCUCUCUCUCUCUUUCCCCCUCUCUCGCUGUAUUUCUCUCGUGACAGCUGCAUAGUUUUCGUGGCGCUCCCCUGUGUCUUGGUUAUGGAAUCACAACAGGCUUGAGAGUUUCUGGUCCUCUUUCUGUUAACGCAAGAUUUCCAUACCUUGUUUUGUUCCAUUUGUCUGUGUACGAUAGAUCUCGCUCUAUAGCGGUUCAUAUAUGUAUAAGCGUGUGAUACAUAUAUUACCGUCUCCUUUCUCCUCUUCCUCCUUCCCCUCGUACCUCCCAGUCAGCUGAUAUUCUCUGUGUUACAGCAACGAGUAGAACAUGGGACGCUUCAUCCCCAGUUUGUAAGCUUUAGAGGUUUUAAUCAGUUCCUGUAAGGGUAGGCUCCUUCUCUACCCCUCAGUGUGGCCAUAAGGAUGUUAGUACAGAGAUUACACGCUCCUUCCCUCCCUCUUCACCUCCCUCUUCACCUCCCCCUGUGCUGGAAGUCACUGGUGUCACAUGGUGUAGGAGGUGGUGAUGAUUUGGUAGUAGUCCUGUAUGUGUUUGUGACCCGUGCCCAUUAUUGGAAUGUUUUUGGUCUUUUUCUCCUCUGUUCUGUCUGCCAGGAUAACAUUGGGCACCGGCUGCUUCAGAAACAUGGCUGGAAGCUGGGGCAAGGACUGGGCAAAACCAUGCAGGGUAAGGUUUGUUGGAUUCCCUCUGUAUGUCUGUGUGUGUUUCUCCCACUCUACAAUUGACCUCAAUGUAACACCGCCCUUUACAACGUAGGCUAAUACUGGCCUCUCUCAGCUUCCUCCUCUUGGCUUUAUAAACCACUAAACUAUUAUUUCACUUUUCACAAUCUGCUCACAAGUACCUACAGUGCUUUGAUUCCAAGUACGAAAAACCCAACCAAAAUCAAAUUAAAAUCAAGGUAGAUCCUAGUAACCAAAGAUUGCAUCACAUCCUGUAGAAUCACCAACUCCAAGUCUCUUUAGAUUUGAUUUUUUCCCUUUUGAGUGUCUGUGGCUGCCAUGGUUGGGGGUUCUGAUUGGCUGUGACUACGGCUCAGUCUUUUGAAUGGCUUGCAGAGUAGCCCCCCCCCCCAUCUGCCUGUAUCUACCUUCAAACCUGUAUAGUGAGUGUGUACUGUAUGUAUGCGUGCGGUUGUCAUGUGGGACUGAGACGUGUGUAUUUGUGUGUGUCAGUCACUGACGGGGGCCCUAGGGAAAACUUACAGGGAAAACCUCACUCCCCCCUCCUGCACCUAAAAGGUGUCUGCCCCUCCCUCCCAUGUCUACCAACGUCACACACACCCAUCAUCCCUCUCCUUUUGGCCUUCCCCCCCCUGCACAGCAUGCCUGUCCCAGAGGUUCAACCCUGCCUGCCUGGACUGUGUCAGUCAUCUGGGGAUUUAAGCAGUGCUCUGUAUAGGCAACCUGCUACACUCAAAGGACCCUUCAUAUGCUCCAUGGAGAACUUCAAAUUCAACUCUAAAUAGUCAUUUGACUGUUAUUUUCCUGUUGUUGCACACUUACGGUGCUAGACCAAGUCUCCUAAGCACUGCUCAAAGCCCUGUGGCCCCCUUUUUCAGGUACCUCUCUGUCUAUGUUCACCGUCCUGGGGUAAGCAUGUCCCAAACUGAGCUUGCUGACAGUGAGGGGAUUUGGGGGAAUCUAGGCUAACCAGGCUGACAAGACAAACAUCUGUCUGUGAGGCUGACAGAGGGGAGAAUGGUGGCUGUGUGUCGAGUGGUGUUCUGUUGUCAGCUGAUUGGUUGCAUGCUCGUAUCAAAUGAGGCAUGGUCAUUCCUCUUUACUGUACCAGAUGCGAUAGAUAUUUUAACACACGACAAUUAAAGCAUGAUCUGUAGGACAGCCGGACAGGGAGCUUCACCCUGUUCUCCUGUUCCAAGUGGAUCUGUCCUCAGAUUCAGCUGUUUAAACAAUCAUCCCCUACCCUGAAGAACAGAGUCCAACUCAACUCCCCCAGAGCUCUUAUCUGAUGGGGAUGUUAUUGAAGCCAGCUGCUGGCUCUAGCUGUCAUUCUUUGGGGUAGGGUGAAGGAAGAGUGAGGGGUCUUGGGAGUUACUUACCACAGAUUUGGGGCGUACAGGAGAGAGGAACAGGGGGUCCAGGCACCCAUGGGAUAUUGGGGUAGUAAGAGCCAGGACUGGGGACUGGGAUGGUGGGUGAGAGAGUGUGGUGGUGAGAGGAGAUCCCUGUAAGCAUCCAGAGGGCCAAGAGUGAAGAAAGGAGAGGGCUUUAAUUCCCAUCCCCCCCCCAACUCCCAUCCCCACCUCAUCCACCCUUCUCUAUGUGCCUCGAAUCUUCCUGCUUAACCAAUUGGUGUUUCUUUUUUACAGCGAUUUGAUCCUGCCCAUGUUGUGCUGAUGGUAAACUUAGUGGACGCACCGACCCUGUGCCCAUCAUCCUCAAAUAUGAUGUCAUGGGGAUGGGACGCAUGGAGAUGGAGUUGGACGUUGCCGAAGAUGCUACAGAGAAGAGGAAAGUGCUGGAGGUGGAGAAGGAAGUCACAGAGGAAUUACAGCAGAAAUACAAGGACCAGGUGGAAAAGGAGAAGGCCAUUGCUAAAGCCCUGGAAGACCUGAGGGCCAACUUUUACUGUGAGCUGUGUGAGAAACAGUACCAGAAGCACCAAGAGUUUGACAACCACAUCAACUCGUAUGACCACGCUCAUAAGCAGCGGCUUAAGGAGCUGAAGCAGAGGGAGUUUGCGAGAAAUGUGUCAUCACGCUCACGGAAGGGUGGGAAGAAGCAGGAGAAGCGGCUACGCAGGCUGCAUGAGCUGGCUGAGCAGAGGAAACAGCAGAACCGUACCCCGGGAAGUGGUCCAAUGUUCAAACCCACCACCGUGGCAGUAGACGGGGAGAAGGGUGAAGACGGGAAUGCUGUAACCCACGAGUAUGUUCCACCUGCAGACACUGCCAUGGAGGGCUUGUCAGGGGAGGAGAAGAGCAGUGGGGGUCAGGCCUCCCCCAAACCAGCCACCACCAUCAGCUUCUCCCUGGGGAAGAGCAGCUCAUCCCCGGCCGGGGCCUCCAAGGUCAGCGUGUCCUUCUCCUUCGCCAAGAAACCCCCGGUGAAGCUGGAGACGGUCGCAGCAGUGUUCGCUAAACUCCAUCAGGAUGACGAGGAGGAGGAGGGGGGACAGGAGGAGGGAGGGGAGAAGGCCGCGGGACAGGAGGAGACCUCCGGCUGCAGCACCGAGAGCCCCAAGGGAGGAGGAGGGGGGAAUGGAACAGCAGGGCCGGAGGAGGAGGAGGAGGAGCAGCAGGAGGAGGAGCAACUACAUCAAGAACAACCAGAGCAGGAGGAAGAAGAUGAUGGCGCCUCCCUAGCCUCCACCCUCAACAAGCUGAAGAUGAUGAUGAAGAAGGAGGAAGGCUGGGCCGGCCAGGAGCCUGAGUACUACCACUACAUCCCACCAACCCACUGCAGAGUCAAACCCCGCUUCCAGUUCCUGGUGUUCAUGAAGGCCACAGACCAGUGUGAGAUCAGGGAGCAAGAAGAUGAAGAAGAGGUGGAAGAGAAGAAGACCGAGAAGGUGGUAGCAGAGGUUUCUGAGCAGCCAAAAGCUACUGAGUGCAAAUCAGAGGAGCCAGAGAAGACUCCUGCAGCUCCAGUCAUAGAGCCCACUCCUACUCCCACAUCACCUAAACUGAAGACUGAAGAGGCCUCUGCCAGCUUAACAGACCCCCCUCCCACAACAGCCCCCACUGUAGUACCAGACAGCAAGCAGGAGGCCCCAGUCCCAGAGCCCAACUCGGGCCCCAAAAUCCCCAACGGCCCCUUCUUCCUGGUCCUGAGCAAAGACGAGAGCACCACUCUGCAGUGGCCCUCGGAGCUGCUGGAUUUUACCAAGGCUCAGCCCGCCCUCUCUUACAGCUGCAACCCCCUGUACUUCGACUUCAAACUGUCCCGCAACAAAGGGGCCCGUGCUGGACGAGCAGCAAAGUCCUCCAAGCCCGCUGGUGAAGUAGCUGAGAAAAAAACCAAUCCUGAAGCAGCUGCUGCAGUCAAUGAGGGGAAUGCUGCUGCUGCCACCACCACCCCUGGGCCCAGCACUGACAACACUGAUAAGGAGCAGCCCUCCUUAAAAAUAGAGGGUUCCCAAGGGGAGACUGAGGAGCAAAAGCUACAGAGUAGCACAAGCGGAGCCAAGAAGAAGAAGAAAAAGAAGAAGAAGAAGCAUAAGAAAUCUGGCAAAGGCUCCAAGCGCAAAGAAAAAGAGAAGGGAGCCGUAGUGGACGGGGACGCGGAAACUGAGAUCCUAGGAGAGAAAAUCAAAAAGAAGAAAAAACACAAACGAAAGAAGAGCAAAAACAAAGGUGAAGAGGGAGGUGGUAGUGAUAAGGAAAAGCCUAAAGAGGAAAAAGCAGUAGCCGCAACGGUUGCUAGUGCUCCCCCAACACCAGCAGGAUCUGCUACAGGAGCGGAACCAGGGAAGAGGAAACGACCAGCCAAAGAAGCACUUCAGAAGUCCGGGGCAGAGGAAGGUGGGGCAGGGAAAGGCUCUGACGAGGCCAAGCCCUCUGACGAGCACAACGGCACCAAGCGUCUGAAGACAGACCCCAGCGCCCCACCCAGCGCUUCCUGCUCCUCCUCGGCCCAGAAGAGCCCCGGGCCAGGCAGACCACCCAGCAGUGAGAGUGAGGAGGAAGGAGGUGGAGGCUCAGCUUCCCGAUCCAGCCGCCGCAGGUCCACGCCCCGGGAGGGGCGCCGGCACCAGAGCGACGACUCCGGCCGCUCCCGAAGCCGCUCGUCGCGUCGGGGAGACGGGCGAGGGAGCAGCCGGCGGCGGCACCGCGGCCAGGCCUCCCGUAGCCAGUCAGACUCCAGCAGCUCGGAGCGCUCCUCGAGCGCCUACAGCCGGCGCAGCCGCAGCUACUCAGACAGUUACAGUGACGACAGUGACGGGGGGCGCCACCGGAGACACUCUAAACGCUCCUCUGACUCCGAGUACGAUCGACGGGGGAGCGGCGGGCGGCGGCGCUCCAGAAGACGUCACUACUCUUCCUCGUCCUCGGAGGACUCUCGCUCUCGCUCACGCAGCCACAGCCGCAGGAAGAGGCACCAGCGGCGGGACCGGAGCAGCUCUCGGAGCUCUAGCAGCAGGAGCCGCAGCAGCAGCGCCAGGUCGUGGAGACGCAGCUACAGCCGCAGCUCAGCCAGCCGCUCCUCCAGCUCCACCAAGGGCUCCCCUCACCGGGGUCGUGGAGGCCAGGGGGACCACAGGGGCCGGGCAGACAGUGCCACACGGCGCCGAGACUUCAACCGCUCCUGCAUCUACCGUUCCCAGUCCCCCCGCUCUGCCUCAUCACGAGCCCCAAACCGCAACAGCAGCUCCCAGAGCCAGAGGGCAGGGGGGUCCCGGGGAGAAGGAGGGGGAGACCAGAGGAACUCUUCCUCACACUUCACCGCCCGCCAGCUUCUGGAUAAGAUCCAGUCCAGGAAGGGAUCUGAUGUCCCAACCACAGGGACCAAGUCUGGCGCCAAGAUCAAGGACCCACCAUCGGGCUACUUUGGGCCCAAACUGCCUCCAGCUCUGGGCAAUAAGUCCAUGCUGCCCCUGUUCGGUAAGCUGCAGGCAGGGAAGAAAUUCCCUGCGAUCCCCCUGACCCGGCCCGAUGGUGGAGAGAAGUCAUCAGCAGGGAAAGGUUCAGAUGCCGGAGGAGAGGUCAUCCUGAUGGAGCCCAUCCGGGAGUUCCCCCCACCGCCUCCCCCUCAACCAGCUCAUAAGAAGGUGGAGGAGACGGUAGUAGUAGUCCAGGAGGCCCGCCACCUCACCCUGGACACGCGGGUACUUCAUGAGCCCCGGCCGCUGUUCCAUCAGGAACCCUCCAUGCUGAUGCCCCCAUACCAGGGUGAGCCGGGACAGGACCCCUCCCAGAACCCCAUGAUGGAGCCCCUCAUGCCCGACAUGCAGCAGCAGCCACCCCCCAUGCACGCCUACCCCAACUACCCCCCGCCCAGCCUGGAGGAGGAGGACAUGGGUGUGGAGGCAGAGGAGAACAGUCUGGCCCCGCUGGAGAGCCAGCCCAUCACCUUCACCCCAGAGGAGAUGGAGAAGUACGGCAAGCUGCAGCAGGCCGCCCAGCAGCACAUCCAGCAGCAGCUCCUGGCCAAGCACAUCAAGACCUUCCCCUCAGCCGCAGCAGCACAGGCUGCAGCAAACAUGGCUGCAGCAGCGAACCAUCUGCAGCCGGCACCCCCUCCCCCCCAGCAGCAGAUGAUCCAGAUCCACCAGCCUGCCGUGUCUGCAGCCUCGGCUACCUCCAUCACCACAGUACAACACCUCAUCCAGCAGCACCAUGCUGCUCAGGCUGCAGCCAUGGGCAUCCACCCACACGGCCCCCACCCGCACCCCCAGUUAGCCCAGGUCCACCACAUCCCCCAGCAUCACCUCACCCCCAUCUCCCUGUCUCACCUGGGACACUCUCUGGGCCACACUCUGGGCCACCAGCUGGGAGUGGGACACGCUGGACUGAUCCCUGCCCAUCACACGGCCUUCCUCUCUGGCCAGCCCAUACACAUUAUCCCAGCCUCAGCACUUCAUCACCACAGCCCCUUAGCACUCCACCACAUACCACACUCAUCCCUCUACCCAACGCUGUUCGCCCCCCGGCACUCUAACGCCGCUGCGGCAGCCGCACUGCAGCUCCACCCCUUCCUGCACCCCAUCUUCUCAGGGCAGGACCUCCAGCACCCCCCUAACCACGGCUCCUGAGAAAGAUCUUCACUAGAGCCAUGUGUCCACAUCAGAGGAGGGUGUUUUGGCCAGAGAAGGCCUGGUUAAACAUCUGAGUUAACAUGGAGAGAGGAAGGUGUCGUGGCACCAUUGUGCAGCAGGUGAUGAUGAGAAUAUCAUCAGACUGGCCACCAUUAGACCACUGGCCAGACAGAGGUGCUGUGAUAUGCUGCCUGUGCAGAGGUAAACAACAGACAUUUACUGUGGGCUCUUUGAAUGGACCCCUCCGAACAGUUGAUUGACAUUCACCCUGAGGUUUCUGGACAGGGUGGAGGAGGGUUUGAGGCAACCUCAAAUCUAAGACGGCAGUUUGUUUUGAAUGGGAACCCAGUUUAAAAGAAGAAAAAAAAAACAAGCAGAAACCUCUGGAGUAUUUUUUUUUGUCCCACAGUUUAUAACUGAUUGUCGCUGUCAAUGUUCUUCUUUGUUUUCUACAGCCAAAGAGACGCAGUGGCUGAAGCCAUAAGCAGGAUGGUGUUGUGGGAAAGGAAGGGGGAGAUGAGAUGGGGACAAGAGGUUUAGGGUGACAUCCAUGACUGGAAUCAGCCUUGACUUUGUAAUGUAAUCUGGUGGAUCUAGUCUACUGCCUGAAUUAUUUUGUCAUUAAUAUCUAAUGUUCUCACAUGACUACUUGCUCUCUUCAUGACCCGUAAUAUUCACCAACAAUUUGUAAUACGGUGUAGUGUACAUAGAUCACUGAGCAAUGUGAAGUAUCCCUCUAAUAUGAUGGGCAUAUAAGGGAUGUUCUUUAUUACUGACUAAUGAAAUGUUGCCCAUAAGGAAAUGAAAAUGGUCACCGGUGGGGGAACAACGAUAAGAGGUUGGGUGAAGCUCAUGUUUUAUUGGAGGUACUGUGGAGGGGGGGGUUACACCCGCUUAGUGCUGUAGGGUUAAAGGUCAUGUUGUUCCAAGUGGUAGUGGUUGUAUAUCGAAAUGACUUGCACUGAAAUCUGUACAUCAAGAUGCUGCUUUCGCAUCAUGUAACAAAUGUAUGAUUGUAGUAUACUGCAAUAAUUGUAUUUUUUUUUUUUUGUUUCUAAAUUAUUUUCCAAAAUGCUCCUCAAAAGGAGAUGUUUUUCCUCUUGUGUAAUUUUUGCUCAGUGUAAAUAAAAUUGCUGUAGUUAACCCCAAUAACAUUCUAGGGGUUUGUUGCUACUGAAAACAAAAGAACUGAAGGAAUGAGGAUGGACAAGAAUACUUUAUCAAGGCAUUUUCUGAACUAUUCUGUAUGGGAAGGAUUGGAUGACGGGACUGCCCUGUAAGGGGCAGCAAUGGUAUGUCUUUUUUAAAUAUGAUGCGUCAGCAAAUAAAGAGUUUUGAGUUGCUA
This is a messenger RNA of Salmo salar (Atlantic salmon), 13774 nucleotides long. Lineage: Eukaryota; Metazoa; Chordata; Actinopteri; Salmoniformes; Salmonidae. The record is from RefSeq and is a predicted model, not a curated record.